Molecule: messenger RNA, 1387 nt
Organism: Paraphaeosphaeria sporulosa
Lineage: Eukaryota; Fungi; Ascomycota; Dothideomycetes; Pleosporales; Didymosphaeriaceae
Exons: 2
Coding region: 322-1374 (350 amino acids)
Source: RefSeq, a predicted model, not a curated record
GCGAUCCUUCUCCAUAAUUCUGUUCGCUUGUUCGUACCCGUGUACCAAGUGCUGGUAGCGGAGUUGUUUGUGUAAUUCGUUUUCACAUAGUCCCGUCGUAUAUCGCAGCUGCUUGUACUGUUGAAAGUCCGCUGCUCCUGCCCCUAAUACCUAGCGGCCCACGAACGGUGCCAACGCCUGCCCCCAAGAACAACUCAUGCCGCCACGAUAGCACGGCGUGAAGCCUCUCCGCCAUACCUGAAAAGCAAUACCGCGGCAUUUGUAUUGCUCCUGGACACUGUACAGCACCGGAGACGCUCGCCAAAGACCGUGCUGGCUGCCAUGGCAGAUCAACACAUUGCGCUCGUCGACGCGACCGACAACGAACACAGCCCAGAGCCCACCCAGCAAUCCGCCGAACAGUCACGGAAACCGCCACAGACACCAGAUAUGCACAUCGACGUGCUUUACGAGAACCAGCGCGGCUGGUUCGUCUUCGGCAUCCCGCUGUUCUCCUCGAAAGCGCUAUGGAACCUCCGAAUUGACCAGUCGCCUUGGGUCGAUGCUAAGUUCAAGCCCUCGGCCGUCAACAUCACAAACGCACAAGUUCCAGAUCCAAGCUGGGUAUGGGAAUGGAAGAGCUGGUAUGUUGACAUGAGCCACGACGUGGACGAAGAAGGCUGGCAGUAUAGUCUGUGGUUCCGAGGGGCUGCCUGGCACGGAAACCAUCCGUGGUUCCACAGCUUCGUACGGAGGCGCCGAUGGCUUCGAAAACGUGUGAAACAGAGACUUCCACCAAAGUCGAAGGUGAAUGAAAGAUUGUUUGGAGACACAUUCAGCAUUGGCACUACACUUGCGAGAGCAAUGACAAGCACAACGGCACCUAUGAGUCCAUUGGAGAGUGGGGAAUCCUCACUAGACGAGGAGGUCAAGGACGUUCCUACACUUCUGCGGAAGUUGAAGAACGCAGCGAUCGAUCGGGAGAAGAUCGUGUUCAUCAACAGAUUCAUCGAAGACGGCGGCGAAGAGCUACAUUAUCUGGCUGAGCAGAUACCAACGAUAAUGUCUCUCCUCAUAUUCCAAAACUCUCGCCGCCAGCUCCUGUCCACCCUCAUGGAAACUAUCGACGAUGCACGCACGCACCGAGGCACGCAUAAGGAGAGCGGCAAGGCCGAGAAUGGAGCGGAAGAGCGAAGAAUUAACAACCUGCUCAAGGCAGUGGAGGCUGCGGAUGCAGAGUGUAAGAAGCUGGAGUACUGGAGCGAUAUCAAGAUCUUGGUUGAAGAAGGGAAUGCAGGUAACGCUACCGAUGCGAACAGCGGCUGGGACGAGAAGUGGCAGGGUCUCGAUUCCAGCGGGGCAGAGCAUCCACGGCAGCCGCCGAAGAAGGAGUGAAUGUCCCAGCUGA